Mangifera indica (mango) is the source of this 3369-nucleotide messenger RNA. RefSeq names its product calmodulin-binding transcription activator 3-like. The transcript is spliced from 10 exons. The record is from RefSeq and is a predicted model, not a curated record. NCBI's taxonomy places the organism in Eukaryota, Viridiplantae, Streptophyta, Magnoliopsida, Sapindales, Anacardiaceae. Bases 529 to 3297 code for a protein of 922 amino acids. Gene Ontology annotation, molecular function: double-stranded DNA binding; protein binding; transcription coregulator activity. Gene Ontology annotation, biological process: regulation of transcription by RNA polymerase II; proteolysis. Gene Ontology annotation, cellular component: nucleus.
UAUUAUUAUUAUUAUUAUUAAUGCCUCCAAAAUUUUCAUAAUCAUACAGAGAUACUCGAUGCAGAUUAUAAUAACCAAGCAAAUUCCAGAUUCCACUCUUCUCUCCAUUUACAGCACCCUGUAUUGGAGAAUAUAGAUGCUGGAUUCUCAGAUCCUGCACCAUUUACAAAUGAGUACCAAGGAAAGUUCUCAGAUGUUCCAGGGACAGAUUUUAUUUCACCUGGUCAAGCAGAUAAAAUUAAAGAUAUUAAUGAUGCUGGAUUAUCGUAUGACCUUUGCAAAAACCUUGACCUCCUGUCAUGGGAGGAUGUAUUGAAGACUUGUUCUUCUGGCGUUGGAUCACUGCCUUUUAACCCAUCAAUUUCAUCAACGCAACCUGACACCAUAGGAAAUAUUCCUAAACAAAAGCAUGAAAUACUGGGACAGCUUUUUACCAAAAAUUGGAACUUGGUUGAACGUGGGAGUCACUUGCCGGCCUGGGAUUGGCAGACAUCUGAGAAUGAUUCUUCACCUUUAUUCAAGUGGGCCAUGGAUCAGAAGCUGGCUUCAGAAUCAGCACUUAAUAUUACGUCAAGGUCUCAUGAGAAAGAUGUUGAGAAUGAUCACCGAGCAGAGCUAUCAAACACAGAUCGUGGACAUCUUUUGCAAUCAGAUCCAGAGAGCAAUUCAACCAUACAGGGGAAAUCCCUCUUUUCCUCUUCAUUAAAACAGCAUUUGUUUGAUGGCUCUCUAACUGAGGAAUGUCUGCAGAAGAUUGAUAGUUUCAAUCGCUGGAUGAGUAAAGAACUUGGAGAUGUAAGAAAGUUGCAUAUGCCAUCCAGUUCUGGGGUCUACUGGGAAACAAUUGAAAAUGAAAAUGGAAUUGAGGAUUCCAACAUUCCCCCUUGCUUGGAUGCCUAUAUGCUGGAUCCUUCCAUCUCCCAAGAUCAGCUGUACAGUAUUAUCGACUUCUCACCCAACUGGGCAUAUGUGGGCUCAGAAGUUAAGGUCCUUAUCACAGGAAGAUUCUUGAUAUGUCAACAGGAGGCUGAAAAUAAUAAUUGGUCUUGUAUGUUUGGAGAAGUGGAAGUUCCAGCAGAAAUUUUAGCUGGUGGUGUACUUCGUUGCCAUACUCCUGCACAGAAGGCUGGGAGGGUUCCAUUUUAUGUUACAUGUUCUAAUAAGUUAGCUUGUAGUGAACUUCAAGAAUUUGAAUAUCGAGAAAACAAUGUUCAAGAUGUGGAUCUUACUGAUAAUAGUGGUAACAUCACAAGUGAAAGUCUCUAUAUGCGAUUCGGAAAGUUACUGUGUCAAAGUUCUGAAAGAACUCCAAAUUAUGAUCCUAGCAAAGUAAAUGAAAUAUCUGAGUUGAGGAAUAAAAUUAGUUUAUUGCUGGAAAAAGACAAUGAUGAUUGGGAUGAGAUAUUUACAUUACAGGAGAAUUUUUCAGUCGAAAAGGCUAAAGAGAAGCUUCUGAAGGAAAAGUUGCAUGUAUGGCUCUUGCAGAAGGUAGCUGAAGAUGGAAAAGGCCCUAGUGUUUUAGAUCCGGAUGGACAAGGUGUGCUACAUUUUGCGGCUGCUCUUGGCUAUGAUUGGGCUCUAGAACCAACGGUUGUUGCAGGUGUAAAUAUCAAUUUCCCUGAUGUAAAUGGAUGGACAGCACUUCAAUGGGCAGCACAUUGUGGCCGAGAGCGUACAGUUGCCUUUCUCAUCUCUCUUGGUGCAACUGUUGGAGCACUUUCUGAUCCAACUCCCAAAUAUCCUUCAGGCCAAACACCUGCUGACUUGGCUUCUGCCAUUGGACGCAAAGGAUAUGCCGGUUCUCUUGCAGAAUCUGAUUUUUCAGAUUUGUUUUCCCGCCUUUCAUAUAGUACAAGCAAUAAAAAGGAUGGCAAAGCUUCAGAAUUUAGUGGAGAAAAUGCAGUUCAGACAGUUUCCCAUCGGAGUCCUGCUUCUAUCACUGAUGAGGACUUACGAUAUGGAUUGUCAAUGAAGGACUCAUUAGCUGCAGUCUGUAAACCAACUCAAGCAGCUGCUAUUAAUCAAGUGUUUCGAGUGCAGUCCUUCCAGAAAAAGCAGUUGAAAGAGUAUGGGAAUGAUACUUUCGGAAUGUCAGAUGAACGUGCUCUCUCACUUGUUGCAGGUAAGUCUCACAAGGCAGGACAUCGUGAUGAACCAGUGCAUGCUGCUACAAUAAGAGUACAGAAUAAGUUCCGGAGUUGGAAGAGUAGGAAAGAUUUCUCGACAAUUCGGCAGCAAAUUGUGAAAAUUCAGGAUGAACGAUUGUGGUCAAUUGCUGAGAUCCCUAACACAAGUAAAGAGGUAAUUGAUAUUAGUUCACAGGGGGACAAGUUACUUGAGGUUAUUUCACAAGGAGAGGAAGAUGAGAUAAUUGACUUGACAACAUUGAAGGAUUCUCCCACUAAACCUCCUCCUUUAUACACCGAAAAGGUCAUCUGGAAGGAUCCGCUUAUUCACACUUCAUAUACAAAUCCAAUCAAAUUAAAGGCAAAACGACAAAUCCAAUCAAUCACAUCCUCUGUUGGAGAGCGUGAGGCUUCUUUCCUCACAUGGUACACUGGAGCUGCAGCGUCUGACACCCAUGAUGUUUAUUCCAUAGGAGUGCAAUCUAAAGCUGCUUUUUGGCACAAAGUUGUCGAGUUACGUGAAUGGUUGACCAACAAUCAUAUAGAUUCUUUCUUGGCACUAUUACGUCGACACCAAUAUGAGCAACAAGCCAUCGUUCCACAAAGUUGGACAACGACUCACACCUUCUUCGUAGGACAUAUUAAGAUGGAAUAUGAGAGGUGGAGAACCACACCGUCAAAUAAGUAUAAGUGGCCUAAGCUAUUCACGAAGAUGGUGAAGGCGGACUACACCCCCGGUUUGUUUUACAAACCAUGGGGGAAAGUCAAAAGGGUUUUCAUUCCUAUAAACUUUGAUAAUGCCCAUUGGGUCGCCGGAGUCUUGAAUUUUCAUGAUUGGUCGAUCACUGUAUAUGACUCUGAGACAACUUACACAGGCAAAUAUGAUAGGCUUGUUCAACGGAUGCGGCCAUACACCAUAUUCAUCCCGGCAUUAUUGGCGGCAAUGAGUUUUCGGGCCACUACUAUACGUACACCACGAGUGGAACACUUGGCAUUGCGUCGAGUGGAGGGUGUUCCCCAACAGGGCCAGGGUUCCAAUGAUUGUGGUAUUUUUAUGUUGUGUUUCAUAGAGUGUCUAGCGCUUUCACGGAGAUUAGAUUUCUCCCACGAGUCGUCUGCCUUGAUGCGUCAGCGUUUGGCCACACAGUUGUAUUUCCACUGUAUCGAGUAGAUCGCAAAUGUACAUUUAUAUUUAUCAUUGGUUAUUCAUAUGAUUUCUGAGUUGUUAUAGAUAUAUUUAUUU